Messenger RNA from Schizosaccharomyces japonicus yFS275, 822 nucleotides. Its product is annotated as 60S ribosomal protein L13. Lineage: Eukaryota; Fungi; Ascomycota; Schizosaccharomycetes; Schizosaccharomycetales; Schizosaccharomycetaceae. Gene Ontology annotation, biological process: translation. The record is from RefSeq and is a predicted model, not a curated record. The transcript has a single exon. Gene Ontology annotation, molecular function: structural constituent of ribosome. Gene Ontology annotation, cellular component: ribosome. Bases 49 to 675 code for a protein of 208 amino acids.
GAGCAAACUUACCCUCCACACAACACCACCCUUUAACCACACCAAAAAAUGGCAAUUCACGUGAAGGGACAGUUGCCUAACGCGCAUUUCCACAAGCACUGGCAGCGCUAUGUCAAGACCUGGUUCAACCAACCCGGUCGUAAGCUCCGUCGUCGCCGUGCUCGUCAAGAAAAGGCUGCUCGUGUUGCUCCCCGCCCUGUGGAGGCUCUCCGUCCCGCUGUGAAGCCCCCCACGGUCCGUUACAACAUGAAGAUCCGUGCUGGUCGUGGUUUCACUUUGGAGGAGCUCAAGGCUGCCGGUAUUCCCCGCCGUUACGCCCCUACCGUCGGUAUUCCCGUCGACCACCGUCGUCGUAACCGCUCUGAGGAGUCUCUUCAACGUAACGUUGAGCGUCUCAAGGCUUACAUGGCUCACUUGAUCGUCUUCCCCCGCAAGGCCGGCAAGCCCAAGGCUGGUGAUGCCAAGGACGUUUCUGGUGCCGAGCAAGUUGCUGUCGACGCUGUUGUCCCCAUUGCCGCUGAGCCCGUCGAGGAGGCUAAGGCUAUCUCUGAGGAGGCCAAGUCUUUCGGUGCCUUUGCUACCUUGAGCAACGAGCGUGCUUACGCUCGCUACGCCGGUGCCCGUGCUGCUUUCGCCAAGAAGCGUGCUGAGGAGGCCGAGGCCAAGAAGAAGUAAAGUGCGAGGUCUGUUUAAAGAGGAAUUCAAAAAAACGAAUCUGGUAUUGUGCGUAUAAGAUGUAGCUAGGAGGUUGGGGACGUCAAUGGUUGUCAAACUGUAAAUAGUAGACUUUGUCUAGGAAAUUAAAGACCCUCUUACCUCUUG